CCCCGUUGGACCCAUAUGGCUCUUUUAUUAUAUAGAUAUAUUUAUAUACAGAUCAUUAACUAUCAAGUCUCCAAGACUUAACCAUAUAUAUUCUCUUAUCAUCUCUGUGUAAGCAAAUGGCAAUACCUUCACUACUCUCAGCAGUCUCAAGAAGGUUAGAAGGUAAGGUAGCUUUGAUCACCGGAGGAGCCAGUGGGCUAGGCCAAAAAACGGCUGAAGUCUUUGCCCACCAUGGAGCCAAACUAGUCAUAGCCGAUGUCCAAGACGAGCUAGGCUAUUUCGUUUGCCAAUCUAUAGCAAGCAACACGACCCAAAACGACGUCACUUACGUCCACUGCGACGUAACCGACGAAUCUCAAGUCAAAGCGGCUGUGGAAAGAGCCAUCAAGUCCUAUGGAAAGUUAGACGUAAUGAUCAACAACGCCGGCACAGGUGACGAAUACAAGCCUCGUAUCAUCGAUAACCACAAGGCCGAUUUUGAGCGGGUGCUGAGUGUGAACGUCACAGGCGUCUUCCUUGGAAUUAAACACGCUGCCCAUGCCAUGAUAUCGGCCAAAGGUGGCGGCAGCAUCAUAUCGACUGGUAGUGUCAGUUCAUGCUUAGGCGGCACGGCCUCGCACGCCUACACGUGCUCCAAGCAUGCGGUAGUUGGGCUGACGAGGAAUGCCGCCGUGGAGUUGGGACAGUUCGGAAUAAGGGUCAAUUGCGUGUCACCGUACGGGGUUGCGACGCCGAAGAUUAAGAAUUAUUUGGGGCUUAGUGAGGAGGGGGUUGAGAGUAUGUUCGGCGCAGUGGCGAACUUAAAGCAUGUGACGCUUAAGGCAGAGGAUAUUGCGAAUGCGGCUCUAUUUUUAGCGAGUGAGGAGGGACGGUACGUGAGUGGACUUAAUCUCAUCGUUGAUGGAGGUUUUAGUGUUGUUAAUCCUUCUUUUACAAUGUUUCAGUACCCUGAUAAUUAGGCUUAACUACUAAUUAUAAUCAGAGUAAUGAUUAAGAUGCUCUUUUUACAAA
Molecule: messenger RNA, 1011 nt
Organism: Humulus lupulus (European hop)
Lineage: Eukaryota; Viridiplantae; Streptophyta; Magnoliopsida; Rosales; Cannabaceae
Product: secoisolariciresinol dehydrogenase-like
Exons: 2
Coding region: 117-959 (280 amino acids)
Molecular function (GO): oxidoreductase activity
Source: RefSeq, a predicted model, not a curated record